AUGAAGAACGCCGACAUGCCACAGGAGAUGCAGGACGACGCGAUAGAAUUGGCGCAGCAGGCCAUCGACAAGUUUCGAUUGGAAAAGGAAAUGGCCGCGUUCAUCAAAGCCGAAUUCGAUAAGCGGCACUACCCGUCAUGGCAGGUCGUUGUCGGCAGCAAUUUCGGCUCAUACGUCACGCACGAGACCAACCGCUUCAUCUACUUUUACAUUGCCCAUAUCGCGUUCAUGUUGUACAAAACCGGGAUC
This is a messenger RNA of Mesorhabditis spiculigera, 249 nucleotides long. The record is from the annotation of a GenBank genome assembly. Lineage: Eukaryota; Metazoa; Nematoda; Chromadorea; Rhabditida; Rhabditidae.